AUAUUAAUAGCAUGAAAUAUCCUUACAUUCUGCCCCCCUACAAUGUUGCUUAAACCUGAUCAAUCAAUGCAUUUGAAAGAAAUCCUCCAGUUUCGAAUAGACAAUGCCUUAACCUAUUUAUUUUGGAUCCUAAUUUAACAGGCUGAGAUAACAGCACUUGAUAUGAUGUCAUGUGGCACACGCAGGAGGAAUUUUAUUAAAUAAUGUCCAUGUCGCUUCCAUUUGAAUUUAUUGGUGGAUGAAAGGAUGAGACUUAGAUUUAGGUAAUUUACAGAGAUCAAAUUAUUUCUUCUCAGGGGUCGUUCGUAAAUUACGUCACGUUAAAUGACCUUUUAAGCCCUCCCCCUGUCACAAAGUGUCACAAAUUCUUUAUCUCCCCCCCCCCCGUGUCACGUCACACCUAAAAAAUCAAAACAUACAUAACAUUUUCAUAACUAAACUUAAGAUUUUAUUUUUUUAAAUUUUCCAAUAAUGGAUUAAGAUGUACUAUUAUUAUAAAACUGUGGUGCGAAACAUCGAAGUCAUCCACAAGCCGAAUGUAAAAUGGCCACAACAGUUUUUGCGUCAUUUUUCGAUAUGCUCAAAAGGUGUUAACGAUUGAGUUUCAUAGUACCUAUAAUACCUGAGGCAAUUUCAACCUCAAAUUAAUGUUUUUAAAAUAAAUUAAAUAAAGAUUUUUUUCAAAAUUAGAAAAUUCUAGAUUUAAAAAAAAAAAAACUCAUGACUUCACAAAUUUUUGAUGUUUAGGAAACUGCUUUAAGAAGCAAGAUAUUUAUAAAUUUUUUAAAUUAUCAUCAGUUAUUAGGGGAUGAUAAUUUAAAAAAUUUAUAAAUAUCUUGCUUCUUAAAGCAGUUUCCUAAACAUUAAAAAUUAGACUUACCAUCAAUGUUCCCUCUAAGGUUUGUUGGUUCAUGUGCAAAAUCAUAACUUUGUGUGCACAUUUUUAGAGCAUCAAUUUUUUUGUGCUCAAAUUUUACAGCCUACAGACACAAACACGCCCUUAAAUGGAAAUUAGCUGCGCGGUACUCAAAACUGCUGCGUGGCGUCUGUGAGUUUACUGCGCGGCCACGCAGCCGUGCAGCUUAAAGGGAACAUUGCUUACCAUUAUCUUGUUUUGUUAUUCAAGGAGUCAUUUUUAUUAUCAGAAAAGUGACAUAUCAGAUUAUGUGUUGUGUAGAUCAGGAUAUCAUUUCCCAUCUAUUUUUCUUAGUGUUAUUUUGAAGGCAAAUUUCCUUUAUAUAAAGCAUUUAUUUUUAACUUUGUUAAUUUACAGAGGAAGAUGCCCGCUUGUGCUUCGUGACUAUAUAAUUAAAUGUUUGACCAUUCUACUUGUAAGUAUAGCUAUGUGGUCAAUGUCUGAUGCCUAUUGUUUUCAACUGUAAAUGAAGAUCACUAGACAGAAUAUUCAAUGAUUUUUUUAAAACAAGUUGAAAUAUAUUCAAAAUUCAUAAUUUGCUCACUCCUUGCUUUUCUUACAAUUUUGUUGGAGUAAACACUUGCAUAUUUCUACAAAUAAAUUUUUAAGGAAGUAACCUAGAAAACUGGAAAUAAUUUAUUUGAAAUUGUAUAAUGGAGGAUUGAAAGGCUCAUGAUAGUUUUCAAUGUCUAAAGCAGAUUUUUAAUCUGAAACCAAUUUUUUUUUUUCACUGUCUUCAAUAACUGUUGCAGAAAGAAAUAUUUAACAAAUGGCUGAAUUUUUAUGUAAUGAAAAAUUCGAAAUUUACUAAUUUCAUAGCUUCUUUGAUAUUAAGUUUAAACAAUGCCCCCUUUCAGGUUGGUGUGAAGCUAUGUCAGCGUCACAUCUACGGCCUAGUGUGUGUAGUGGUCAUCAUAACUUUUGUCUGGUGGAAUAUAGGAGAUGGAACAGGCUGUGCCGGAACUCAGAUAGUAGAAAAUGUGGUAAGUAGCAGAUCAAGGAAGAAUCAAGGUAUAAAUUGAUGUUUUAUUACUAAAAUAUUAGGUAAAUUGGGGAAUAAUUCCUAGUGCAAUUAUUGCUUUAUCUUAUAUUAAAAAUAAAAAACUUUUUGAUGUAGCCAGGCAAAACUACAUUUCUAUAGUGGCAUGCAAAAAGAACAGCAAUGGCUAGGGUUAUUAAAGAUUUUUGCUCAAUUUUACUUACUACCAUACUUGAAUUAUUCAUUUUAAAUAUUAAUUUUUUCCCUUCAAAAUAUAAAUGCUUGAUCAUCAAGCGCAUAUUUGCCUUUAAGUACAUGGGCUCUGCCACUUCUGCAUAUUUUGAGCUGUAUGAAUUUUAUUUGUAAUUUUUUUUGUAUUUGAUUCCUGAAACGAUUUUUUAAAAUGUCACCCUAGCACUGCAAUGAUUUUUUCAGUGCCUGGCAUACCAGAAAAAGGAAGUGUCAGGUGACCUUUGUGAUUCCUUAUGUAACAGCAAUGAGAUUGAAAUUGGCUCAUGUAUUAAUAAUGCAGAUGGUUUGAAGGUAAUCUAGUCAAACAUUGUUGUUGGUUUAAUUAUAUUUAAUUACAAAAAUGUAACAGAAAUUAAAAGUUGUAGUUACAAUAGCCAAACAAUCAAGAUCACUUGUUGUUGUUGUUUUGAGAAAAGUUAUGAUGAUAAGAGCUGAUACCAAUAUGGGCUAAUAAGUUGUAUUGGGCUCUUUGUUUUUUUAGUUUUUUGGCUAAUUAUGUUCGUAAAUUUUAGAACACAGAUUUAUAAUAAUCGUGCCAUAACUGGUAUAAAACUACUAUAUUGAAGCUCUCAAUACAAUUUGCUCAGUUUAUACAAGUGAGGCCCUCUUAGCACAAAUAAAUGCUCCCGAGUCAGUUCUCAUGUAGCCUCAUGCAUGAGAAUGAUCACGGGUGUUUGCCAACUUUUGAUGGCAGGCUGAAAAAAGACAAGAUAACCAAGCUGACUUCCCCCAUGUUCCAUCUGACCCCAAGUAAUCUGGCCUGUCCAUGUGCAUAUCUCCUAAAGUACAGCGCCCCAAGUAGGGGGCUCCAUUACUCCACAGUAAUGAACAGUGUUUCAUGUUGGAGACCUUACCGUACAAUCUUAUGAAGUUAAAAGAAUAUGUCUUAUCCAAAGUUUUUUUUGGUGUAAUUAUCUUCUAGUACAUUAGCAUCUCAUCAAUUCAUGUUUGUGUUUCUUCCCCCCCCCAGAUCUUCCAGAGUGCAAACAUUGUCUUCACUGUUCAGAGUGAGACCAUCAGGAGCUGGGAGCAGGACAAGAUUGAGGAGGGUACUCUACUCAGAAGGUUUAUUCAUCAUAUUGAGGAGUUCCUGAAGAGUGAGCUGGGAAACGUGGACACGUCAACACUUAUAAACAAGAUCAUUGAGGAGUUUGAUUUAAACAGGGAUGGCAAAGUCAGUUGAUUUGGUGUUUUUGUUGGAAAAACACUUUUGCUUGCUGUUCUUUUAGCAAUUUACAAAUAGAAAUCAGUGAUUAGUUUAAUUUAAACUCAAAUUUAAUAAUAAACAUUAUAGACAAUUAAUAUAAAGACUAUUACAUCAAAUCUACUUUGGUUCUUGUUUUAUUUUUUUUUAAUUUUUUUUUUUCAUCCUAUAAGAAUUUUUAAAUAGUUGAUGAUUUUUAAGGAAAUAAUGCAUUUGAUUUUUAAAAAAAAGUUUUUUAAAAUUUUCUUUCUCUUAUAAAUUCCACCUUUCUGAUUGAGAUUAACAAGUUAGAAGACCAAGAACAUUUUAAAACAAAAAAAAAGUGUUCUCCUACUGUUUUAUUUUUUUUAAAUUUUUUUUUUUUCAUCCUAUAAGAAUUUUUAAAUAGUUGAUGAUUUUUAAGGAAAUAAUGCAUUUGAUUUUUAAAAAAAAGUUUUUUUAAAUUUUCUUUCUCUUAUAAAUUCCACCUUUCUGAUUGAGAUUAACAAGUUAGAAGACCAAGAACAUUUUAAAACAAAAAAAAAAGUGUUCUCCUACUUUCUUUGAUAACUUUCAAUACUUUGCUUUUCCAGAUAAACUUAGGAGAAGCUCAGAGUAUGUGGAGACUCAUAAAACUUCCAUAUUUUCUGGUCUUUUACAACUUCCAGGUCAGUUUUUAUUUGCAAAAGAAAAUAUUGAGAAUAAAGAUUUUGUCUAAAUAAUAGGGUUUGAGGACAUAAAGAUGUUUAAAGAUCCAUUUGUUAAAAUUUUACAAACAAUAAUCACAACUGCUCGUAAAAAGCUUUUUCUAUUGUGGUGCUUCCCCCAUUAUUUCUGGGAUAGAUCGAUUAUAUUGACAUAUUGUAUUUUGCCACUGUGCUGUAAUUAACGAAACAAAUGCCUUUAUUUUACAGAACUUUUUAUUUCAUUUUUCCAGGGGCAUUCAGCAGUUCCUCAUCUCAAUGGUACGUGUGGUGGUAUCAGUGUAUGGCACAGACCCCAAAUGACUCUUGGCACCAUCCUGUACAGACGAGCGACACCGUGGCCUAUUAGCCUCUUCACGAGCAAUGCCUACCGCUGGACAUUGCCCAACUGGUAUAGAAGGGCCAAGGUCAUGCUCAGCUUGCUGGAGUUUGUGGAAGACAUAAAUGAGAAGGAUGGUGUCAGGUAAGGAAAAUUUUACAUGGGGCAUCAACUGGGCUACAGGAAUUGUGCAGGAAAUAUCAUUUACACAAAUAUCUCUACAUUUUUGGUACAAUAUAUGCUCUCAUAUCUGUUCCCCUAAAUAAUAGAGUUGUUUGAAAAUAUUUUUUGAUUAAGUAAUAUUCAACUGACAUUUCAAACUCCCCAGAUAUUAUCUAUGCAAUGCCAAUGGCAUGACCUUGUCUCGGCUCCCAAAUUAUGAAAUUGUUAUCUCGGAGGAAACCAUGCUGCUGUCUAGUCACCAGGUCAUCAAGAAACUCUCCAAUGUCACCUGCUACCAUUCAGAUGACUGUGUUCUAACCCCGCAGUGCAAAACCACCUGCGAUGUCAGUAACAACCAGUGCACCGGCACUCUGGUGCGGCCCACAGCUGCCCAUAUCUGUGAUAUCAUGGAAGACUACCUGCUGUUUGAUGCCCCUAGGUUGCUGAAGCCGACACUGACUCGGCUGAUCCACAGGUGCCAAGCCAUGAACUUGCGCUCACCAAAGCUGGACCUGCUGCACUCGGUGGUCAUCAUUGACAUCAAAAGUGUUUUGUGGAAUACCCUGCAGUAUCUGCAGAAAUGAAACGUCAUCCAGUCUGAACAAAUGGGAAAAGAUCCUGGUUAAAAUGUUGACUUGCCAGAAACUCAUACCAGCGAAUGUUUUUUAACGGUUUGGGAACAUUAAUUAAUAAACAAGCAAACAUUUUUUUUAAUAUCUUAAUAUAUUUAGUAAAAAGAUGUGUUAGGAGCAUAUCUGUUGAGAAAUAUUAUCAGUCAUAGCCACUUGCGCUUGUUGAAUUAAAAGCAAUGUUGAAAUAGUAUGUAAUUACAUUUGCACAUUCGUGGCAUCUGCCUUAUUCAGAUCAAAGUUUCAACAUCCUAAGCUGUGUUUCCAAUUUAACGGAUUCAUCAUACAGCAGCAUGGGCCUUUGAGAAACAAAGUUUGCCACCUAUAUAUAUUAUAUACCUUUUCUGUACCUCCUGGAGACAGACCCAUAAUCAUUUCUCAGUAGGGUUUACGCUCUAUAGUGAUGAUUGUAGCGAAGAUCUCAAUUUACCAUUUGUUUUUAUUUAGGUUAUUUCUGCAAAAUGUCAGCAGUCCUUCCUAACAGUAUUUGAGACAAAAGACAUCUGGCUUGUAAUUCUGUAAAAAAAAAAAAUACAGAUCAGAUGAUAUAUGUGUUGAGUGUAUUGAAAGAGAAAAAAAAAAAGUAGGCAAAAAUGAAUAGAAAUAAGUUAAUUUGCAUUGGUGGGGUGUAUAAAUAAAUAGUCAAUGACAGACUUGUUGGCAGCUGUGAGAACUUUCAGCCUAUGCAAUAUUACUUCUACUUUAUGAUUUGUCAGUUGAUUCAAUGGGCACAAACACGAUAUACACCUAAAAUCAAGGUACAAUUCUUUUUUUCAUAAAUAACUUCAUUAACCUGGCCAGUAGAAGAUGCUGAUUAAGAGUAUAAAAUGAUGUUUCUUAGAAGAAAAAAAUUAUGUGCUUUUCAUAUAGUCAUUUAUUUUAGUAGCAUUUCAUUACAAUAUGAACAAGCAAUAGUUAAAAAAAAAACUGAUUUGCCUUCUAUAAUCAGAGACAGUGAUUUGAGCACUUCAAAUUUUUGGGCUGCAUAUCUGUUAGCUUAUUUUAGAGAAAGAAAAUUUGAUGAUAUUUGAUAAAUUUCUUCAGUGAAAGAAUUUUAAAAUCCUAAUCCAUUAUUUAGAAUUUUAAAUUCAUCAAAUGUUAUCAAAAAUAAUUUUAAGGUGAAUUUAAGGUCAUAAUUUAUAGCGAAAGAUGAAAAAGGAUGUUAUGAAAUCAGGUGCAAUUUAUAUUUGUGCUAACAUUUGUUUAACUACUUACUUGCGAUAGGAGAGAGCCUUUAUAAACAUUACCAAUAAUUCAAUGCCAAAAUUCUGCAAAAGCAUUAGCUAAAACAAAACUAAGUGUGUCAUUGAACUAUGACAACCUGUAACAUUGCUUUAGUCUCAGGACUUGAUUUUUAUCCAAUGUGGAGCUGCAGUAUUCUCUGAUAAGAGUUUUUACUUGUAAAUACAUAUUCAUAUGUGAUCUUUGAAAUUCUUUGAUUUAUGAUGGUGUCAGCAUUCUUUAAUUAAGCACAAAGUAAACUUGUGGUGCCCAAUGGUUAGAAUUCAUUUGCAAAAAUAAAAUCACCUGGAGGCCUAGCAGUUAAAAAAGUAUUAACAAAAUGAAAUGCCUUAAAAAGAAAUAAAACCUGUCAAAACUUGAUCUGCCCAUAAAAAAAUUAAUGAAAAUAAUCUUUUUUUUUUUAAUUGCAUGUUUUCAGGAAUUACAUUGGUUACUGGUUAAAUACCUUAAAUGAUUAGACUCCUUACCUUCCAAACAUUCUUGAAUUGUAGAACUUGCAAC
Messenger RNA from Lymnaea stagnalis (great pond snail), 6887 nucleotides. The record is from the annotation of a GenBank genome assembly. NCBI's taxonomy places the organism in Eukaryota, Metazoa, Mollusca, Gastropoda, Lymnaeidae.